Messenger RNA from Aspergillus brunneoviolaceus CBS 621.78, 878 nucleotides. RefSeq lists its product as uncharacterized. Bases 54 to 878 code for a protein of 274 amino acids. Lineage: Eukaryota; Fungi; Ascomycota; Eurotiomycetes; Eurotiales; Aspergillaceae. The record is from RefSeq and is a predicted model, not a curated record. The transcript is spliced from 2 exons.
AUACAGCCCGCCGCCAUUUUCCACCAACUCACCACCAAACCACUGUCUCAACCAUGAAUCCACCCACACCAACAAAAGCAGGCCAUCGCGCCCUCAUUCUCCCCGAGCUCCUGACGGAGAUAAUCGCCUGGAUCCACGCCGACACGCUCAACACCUGGCCCGCGACGCGCGCACCCCGACUCCGAGAAUCCACCCCCACCCCCACCCCAUCCACCGAUGACUGCGACGAGCAAGGCUCCGUCUCCGACAUCCUCUGCGACGAGGACGCGGACGAGCCCAAAACCAGAUACCACUACACGCGCACCGGCGCCCUGUACCGCUGCGCCCUCGUCAACCGCCCCUGGUCAGCCGUGACCCUCCCCAUGCUCUGGCGCGACGACCUCGACUCAUCGCACAGCAGCAACGACCUCCCCGACCGCCUGGCGCAGAUCGCCGACCCCGCGCGCCGACAGAUGUACGCUGCGAUGGUGACGCGCGCCCGCCUCGUCACCGUCUCCGAGCCGGUCGCGCAGGGGUACGGCGCCGCACUGCGCGAGGUCGAGUUCCCGCGGCUGGAGUCUGUCACCUUGGUGUGUCCCGGGGCGGGAGGGGGUGAGUCGUCGUGCGUGCCGCCGGUGCGGGGCGGCCGGGUCAAGGUGCUGGAGAUCGAUCCGCGGUUCGAGUCGUGGCCGGAUACGUACUGCGUGCGGCAUGCGGAGUGGGAGGCGUUGUUUGGGGAGAUCCCGACGAUUUUCCCGAAUGUCGAGACGGUGGUGUUCAAGGACCGUGCGAGGGUGUUUCCGGGGGCGCUGGAGCGGUUUGCGGAGAGGUUGUCUGCUUUAAAGCGGUUGGAUCGUCGGCUUGUUAUUGAGAAUGAGGAUAUUUAUAGUCCCGGGUAG